Messenger RNA from Megalobrama amblycephala (Wuchang bream), 2740 nucleotides. RefSeq names its product gastrula zinc finger protein XlCGF52.1-like. NCBI's taxonomy places the organism in Eukaryota, Metazoa, Chordata, Actinopteri, Cypriniformes, Xenocyprididae. The record is from RefSeq and is a predicted model, not a curated record. Gene Ontology annotation, molecular function: RNA polymerase II cis-regulatory region sequence-specific DNA binding; DNA-binding transcription activator activity, RNA polymerase II-specific. Gene Ontology annotation, cellular component: nucleus. Gene Ontology annotation, biological process: regulation of transcription by RNA polymerase II. The transcript is spliced from 2 exons. Bases 546 to 1640 code for a protein of 364 amino acids.
GCGCUCGUGCAACUGAAGCAAUGACACACAUCCGAGUCUAGGAGAAGAAGAGAAGUGAGCGAGGGAAGGGAACAUAAACAUGUGAAGUGGAACACAGCCGUUCAAUCUGCGCUGAAUCUGAUGUUUUUCAGACUAAGUAGAUUAUUUUUUUUUAUAAUUUAUUAGGAGAAAUCUAAAUCCAAACGAUUAAACGAGUCAGUUUAUUUAGUGAAUCGCUCAGAAAUUAAUCGACUGAUAUUGUACAUUACGUUCGUGAAACAUAAACUCGUUUUUGACUAGUUUUUCACAUUACAGUUUUUAAAGAUUAUGAGUUGUGUUUUCAUUUUAUGUAAUGAAACGUGGUAAACAGAGUUUUUAAUGCAUGUAAAUCAUAUUUAAAGUAAGACCAACAUAAAAUUCAGUUAGAGGAGUUAAAUUGAUUCUUAGCAAAGAGAGUUCGUCGUGAGAGAUUAAAUGCUGGGGGAUAUUCCCAUUUUCCCACAGGAGAAGAGAAAACAAGCAGGAGGAAUUACUCCAGGAGAAACUCCUGACAUACUAUUGUAAAUAUGGAGUUUGAGGAAGAACCCUGCAGAAUAAAAGAUGAAGAUACAGAGGAACAAAUAGACCCGUUGGAAGUGAAUGAAGAUAAACCUCAUCAUUUCACAAAUGAAGAUGGGAAACUGACAUAUAAAAUUGGCAAACAACAUCUGUUUCAAAAACCUCAUUUAAAAAAUGAAGAUGGAAAUGCAGUUGUUUCAAAGACUGAAGAGAAUUUCAUGCAAAAACAAGCUGAAAAAUCUGGAGUCAAAGGAUCUUUCACCUGCUCUGAGUGUGGAAAUAGUUUCAUUCAAAAAGGACACUUAAAUGUGCACAUGAGAAUUCACACUGGAGAAAAACCGUUCACAUGCACUCAGUGUGGAAAGAGUUUCAGUCGCAAAACCUCUCUCAAUAAUCAUCUGCGCUGUCACUCUGGAGUGAGAUCGUUCAGCUGUGAUCAGUGUGAUAAAACAUUUGUUUUUAAACAAGACUUAAGAAGACACCUUAAAGUUCAUGCUGGUGUGAAGCCUCACUUUUGUUCUAUUUGUGAAAAGAGGUUUUCACAACCGCAACAUUUACAAGUUCACCAAACUAUUCAUACUGGUGUGAGACCUUAUGUGUGCUUCGACUGUGGGAAGAGCUUCACUACAUUAGACAAAUUAAAAAUACACCAGAGAAUUCAUACUGGAGAGAAACCGUACAAGUGCUCACACUGUGGAAAGGUUUUCGCUCAUUUAGCUACCCUGAAACAUCACCAGAGAAGUCAUACUGGAGAGAAACCACACAAGUGCUCACACUGUGAAAAGAGUUUCACUCAUUCAUCAUCCUUGAAAGAUCAUAAGAGAGUUCAUACUGGAGAGAAACCGUACAAGUGCUCAAACUGUGGAAAGGUUUUCGCUCAUUUAGCUACCCUGAAAUAUCACCAGAGAAGUCAUACUGGAGAGAAACCGUACAAGUGCUCACACUGUGGAAGGAGUUUCUCUCGGUCAGAAAAAAUGAAAGCUCAUGAGAGAAUUCAUACUGGAGAGAAGCCGUACCAGUGCUCUUCGUGUGGGAAGAGUUUCAUCCAAAUAUCUCAUUUACGGACUCAUAAGAAAAAGAAUUGCCCGAAGGUGUCUAAUUGAGCAAACUUUCAUGAUCAGAUCCAUCACUUACAUGAAAAUAGUUUGAUAUUCUACAUUACUGCGCUGUAUAUAGACAAGUGUGGAAAUUGAUUGUAGUGCCUGUGGAUACGUAUGGAAAAAUAUUUGUUUUUCUACACUGUUGCCCCAUUCUGUUUUCUAAAACAUGAAAUUGAAAAAUUUGAAAAGUAAAUUUGUCAUACAAGAUGGUCUAUUAAAUCAUUAUCCAUAUCACAAAAACUACUAGUCUUUCGUAGAGCUGUUUAGAUGUGAUGCUUUAAGAUAUUGAAGACUUUUCUGCAUUGAAAUCUGUCAUCACAGUAUAACAAGUCAAUUACACUUCAGGGAUAUCAAUCUGUCCAAUUAAGUGUUUGUGAAUCAGUUUCAACCUCUUUGGUGCAAAUUAAAGUUACAACAGGUGCACUGUAGAGGCAACAGCAAGACAACCCCCAAAAAGUGAAUGAUUUUGCAGGUGGUGGCCAUAGACCCUUGUUCUCUCUUUAUUCUUCCUGACUGAUUUGUCUUUAGUUUUGGGUUUUGUUAGGGUUCUUGUCACUGCCUGUAGCAUGAGGCAGUACCUGCAACCCAAUUAGGUUGCACAGACAGUCCAUCUCCUCCAGGAUGGCACAUCCAUACGUGCCGUUGCAAUGAGAUUUGGUGUGUCUCUACAGCUGUCUUUAUAGCUGCUAUCUAGUAGUUAUGAAAUAAGGUUUAAGUUCUUACACUGUGGUUUUACCUUGUAAUUUGACACACUGUUUGGUUAAAAUAUUCAGACUAUUUUAGACAGAGUGGGACGCCAACCGCCGCAGAGUAACCGAGUAUUUGUAAACGUAGACAUAGAGAGAAGUAGCUUUGGUUACAAUGUUCUUCUAUGGAUGCAUUAAGUUUGGAUAAUUAAGUGCCAAAAGCUAAAUAGAUUGUGAGGACUUUGAUUUGAGCUGCUUGGACUGAACUUCUGGAGUUCUGGACUUUUUAAGGUAAUUCUUCAUAACUUUUAAAUCUCAAUCACAGCAGCUCAGAGAUCCACUAGGUCAACUUUACAAUAGUUAUCGCUGCACAAUGGUAUCGCUGUCUACAACAUUGGACACAUAACGGUAAUUAAU